GUUUUCCUUCCAGGCUCCCGUAGCAGAGCUAAAUCAGCUUGAAAUUUAGUGCUUGGAGCGUUGCAGUACCCGCCGGUGUUACAAACAAAAGAGGAAGAGCAGGUCGACCGCGUGGUAAGAGGGUACUGAAGCGUUUUUAAGAGUACAGUAUGGGCAAGAAGCAGAAUACCAAGGGUAAGAAGGAUGCACAGGAGGAACCAGAAGAAUUUGUUGUGGAAAAAGUACUCGACCAACGUAUUGUUAACGGGAAAGUAGAAUUCUACCUGAAGUGGAAAGGAUUUACAGAUGCUGACAAUACCUGGGAGCCAGAGGAGAACCUGGAUUGUCCAGAGCUGAUUUCAGCGUUUCUGGAAGCUCAGAAGAGUAUUAAGGAGAAACCCGCUCCUGUUAAGAGGAAGGCAUCAACAGAUGAGCCAGAGGCACAAGCCAAGAAGAAAGACAUGGCUGAGAAACCACGUGGCUUUGCUAGGAACCUUGAACCAGAACGGAUCAUUGGUGCAACAGACAGUAGUGGGGAGUUGAUGUUCUUGAUGAAAUGGAAAGACUCAGAUGAAGCAGAUUUGGUCCCAGCCCGUGAGGCCAACACCCGCUGCCCUCAAGUGGUUAUUUCCUUCUAUGAGGAGAGACUGACAUGGCAUUCCUAG
Monopterus albus (swamp eel) is the source of this 644-nucleotide messenger RNA. It is a transcript of the gene cbx3a, whose product is annotated as chromobox homolog 3a (HP1 gamma homolog, Drosophila). The record is from RefSeq and is a predicted model, not a curated record. Gene Ontology annotation, cellular component: nucleus. The coding region runs from base 150 to 644 and encodes 164 amino acids. The transcript is spliced from 5 exons. Lineage: Eukaryota; Metazoa; Chordata; Actinopteri; Synbranchiformes; Synbranchidae.